AUGAAAAUCUCCUUGGCCCUGCUCAUCCUGCUGCUGGCAGCUGCCUGGACUGGAAGCCAGGGGAUGUCCUUCCGCAGGUCCAGAGCCAACUGCUGCUCCAAGGGAAUGUUCUCCCAUCGGAAAAUCCCCGAGUUCAGGAUCCGGGGCUACCUGCAAACAGCCCCCACCUGCACCCACAGGGCUGUUCUUGUGAAGCUGCCAAAGGGGAUGGUCUGUGUGGACCCAGAGGAGAAAUGGCUCCAGGAGUACCUGAGGAAGCAGAAGGAGCCAAACAGCACCACCACGUGAAGCUGCCUUCCCCAAAUCU
This is a messenger RNA of Onychostruthus taczanowskii (white-rumped snowfinch), 307 nucleotides long. RefSeq names its product C-C motif chemokine 13-like. Gene Ontology annotation, molecular function: chemokine activity; CCR chemokine receptor binding. Gene Ontology annotation, cellular component: extracellular region. NCBI's taxonomy places the organism in Eukaryota, Metazoa, Chordata, Aves, Passeriformes, Passeridae. The record is from RefSeq and is a predicted model, not a curated record. The coding region runs from base 1 to 288 and encodes 95 amino acids. The transcript has 3 exons. Gene Ontology annotation, biological process: neutrophil chemotaxis; lymphocyte chemotaxis; inflammatory response.